GGAUUCAUGCUUAAAGAUAACACUAUUUAUGUAUCUCACAGAAAUAUACAAAGAUUCAUAGCAGAAAUUAUUUUUCUCUCUCUAUCCUAAUGUUUCGAGUAAAGUUUGCAAAAUAUAUUGAACAGAAUAAAAGCCAUCGAACAUAUAAAGAACACCAACCAUCCUAACUCAUCAAUGUGAUAAGACUCUCUCUGUCUUUCUCUCUUUCUCUCUCUCUCUCUCUCUUUCUCUUGCUUUUGUUGUCACUAGCUCAUCUUUGUUCUCUAUUAUAGUUUCAAUUCAAGAAAAUCGAAUAUAAACCCUAUUUUACUUCGAUCGAUGUUAAUAUCUGUUUUUAUAUCAACCAACCAACGAAGAUAGGAUAAAAAUUAAAUCCACAAAGGCCUGAAACCAUGCGAAAUCACCACUCCCUUCGUCUCCAAUUGUUGUUCCGUACACUAUUUACGGUUGGUUUAGUCAGUACUCUACUUAUGAUCGAUGCGUUUGUAUUACAAAACAACAAGGAGGGCGACAAAACAAAAGAGAUUACUACAGCUGUGAACAUGAAAAACUCCGAUACCAAGGAUAUACAACAAGAGCUUGAAGAUGGUUCAGGAAACGGCGAUCUUAGCUACGUAGCGGGCAAAAGAAAAGUGCCUCGUGGGCCUGAUCCUAUACACAACAGGAGAGCAGGGAAUUCAAGAAGACCACCGGGGAGAGCAUAAGUACGGUGAAAACUUAGGGAAGAAGCAGAGAGAGAGAGAGAGAGAAGUAUAAUUGUUGGCAAAUUAAUAUAGGUCUUGUAAUGCUGCUAGAUUCUCUUUUCCUUUCAUUUGGGAUCGAAUCUCUUAAAUAUGCUCAAAAUAUUUGUGACCCUACACUUCUAUUUUUUUAAUGUUUGUUUUGUUCCUA
Molecule: messenger RNA, 891 nt
Organism: Arabidopsis lyrata subsp. lyrata
Lineage: Eukaryota; Viridiplantae; Streptophyta; Magnoliopsida; Brassicales; Brassicaceae
Product: CLAVATA3/ESR (CLE)-related protein 26
Exons: 2
Coding region: 393-704 (103 amino acids)
Source: RefSeq, a predicted model, not a curated record